AUGGUCAAAGAAGAUGAGGAUGUUCUCAAGCUUGCUCAAAUCGUGGAUUCGCAGUUACAGCAGCAGACCUCUGUUCAAGUAACUUAUAUUCGAACUAUUGUUGAAACCCUUCAACGCCCGGUUCAACGAUUGGUGGACGAAUCGACGAUAUAUGCGAAGAAGGGCUCAAGCUCCUCGUCGAUCCUGCUUCUCCAUGGAAUUCCUGGAUCUGGGAAAACGCACCUUAUUACUGCCGUAGUUGACGCCUUCCUUGAAGAGCGCUUGCUCAAUACCCUCUGCGCCCCGAUCGCCUACUUCUACUAUGGUGACAGUCGGUUCGGUAGAAAAUGGGCCGAUCCAGAGGAGUUAAUGCGCUCGAUAACUCGACAAUUUGCAAUUGUGGACAAAGAAAAACUCAAGAUCCACGAGUCUGUUUCUCUCAAGUAUGCGCAUAGGGAAGCAGAAGCCAAGCUGGAUGGCUUUGAGAUUCCUAAGCUUCGGAGGAUCGACGACAUGAAUCUUUUGCAUGCUUUAACUCGGAUUCGGGACGAGUCUGCUAGUGUUGUCAAGAUCUUUCUGUCAAGUCGGGACAACAGCAAUAUUUUUGCAGGCUUGCCAGAUGCUUCGAAGGUUCGCGUGCAGGAGACCGAUUCUCGACAAGAUAUGGAAAUGUACGUCAGACACCGUGUAUCGACUGUUAUUACUAGUCGAAAACUGCUCAAUGACUGUGUGCCGGAUGAUCUGCAACAGCAGCUGAUCGAUUUCCUCCUCAAAAAGGCCGGUGAGAUGUUUCUUGGGGUAAAUCUGCAGAUGGAAAGAUUCUGCAAGCUGAGAUCCGCAAAGAGUGUCAUAGACGAGAUUAAAGAUCCGUCGUCAAUCUCUGCUACAAUCAACUCUCUUUACUCCGAUAUCCUCGAAAAUCUCAAACAGACCGACCCCAUCGCUAUCUACUGGCCAUUUCAAAUUGCCGCAUACAUUGGAGAUCUUUCAAUGAUGGAAUUUCUCAUUGAGCAAGGAGCUCAUAAAAAUGAUACCGGAGGGCUGUUCGGAUCAGCCUUGAUUGCAGCAAUGAUAAAGGACCGGCACGAUGCUUUCAAUUUUCUUCUCGCCGCCUGUGGAAUCAACGUCAACCUAUGGUCAGCAAAACAUGGGACUGCUUUGCAUUAUGCGUGCAGAUAUAAGGAUGCUAAGACUGUUCAACUUCUCCUCGACCACGGUUUGGAUGUAAAUCUCGACGGGUUGAGGCUUGAAAGCCCUCUAGCAGCAGCCCUGAGCCGAGUGGUUACAGACCCAAGCCAACGCAGAAUGCGGAGAUUCAAGUCAGCCGACGACAACUUCGAAGAGGUGUUAAAUGUGCUUCUUCGAUAUGGCCAUGGCCUCCAAAUAAGAGAUGCAGAUCUUGUUCUGGCGGCACAAGUGCCAUCCUAUCACUUGAGAUUGUCGAAGAAAACAGCACUAGAAUGUCUGUUCGAAGACCAUGCGGAUAUAGCAGUUACCCAGGAUAUGAUAGCUGCUGCUGUCCCCCUUGACGAUUCCAGUGAAUGGGGUUUGAAGACACUUCUAGACCAUGCCAAUGGGGUGGAAAUUACCACCGAGAUUCUAAAUUCUGUCAGAAGCUCAGGAACGCUGAGUGCCUUAUUCCAAUUCCAACCGCGAUGCGAAAUCAGCUCAGAAGUCUUCGAAGCAUUUUCCAGGGUUGAUUAUGGAGGACCUUACCUACUGGAAGUCCUAUUGGAUCAAGAGCCACAGGCAAUCCCCCCUCAACUCAAUAUUGUCUCAUUCUUAGAGCGUGAUACACGGGUCACCGACCACUCGGUGGACAUACUCCGAGCCCUGCUCAAUCGCGCUCCAGACAUGGAGAUUACGGACAAUAUUCUCAUGGCCGUCACACACCCCGAUCAACUGCGAUUACUCCUUCCUCGAUAUCGGUGUCUCCUUGUCCCAGACAAUGUGCUGGCGAGUGUGUUUUCAGAAAACUCUAGCAACUAUAAACUCAAGCACCUGAAGAUUUUUUUCAAUCACUACCCAACUUUGAAGAUUGGUCCCGGACCAUUUUCCGCCUGGUCGGAAGACGGAGAUGCCGACUGCCUUGAAGCUUUUCUUGGGCAGGAUCCGGACCUUUCUAUUCCUUCAAAUUUCCCGUCAACAUUAAUCAACAUAUUACGGUGGUGCCAUAGAGCAGAAGACGUGGUCGAGGUGCUCCUCCGAUACGGUAAGAAGGUUAACUUCACACCUGAAAAUCGGAGGGACAUCGACGAACUAUUACAACUUCAGUCGGAGAAUGACCUCAAGCGCCUUCUCUUGAGUCUUGAGCAUGAGAGUCAAGGCUGA
Molecule: messenger RNA, 2310 nt
Organism: Penicillium concentricum
Lineage: Eukaryota; Fungi; Ascomycota; Eurotiomycetes; Eurotiales; Aspergillaceae
Product: ankyrin repeat domain-containing protein
Exons: 5
Coding region: 1-2310 (769 amino acids)
Cellular component (GO): cytoplasm; nucleus
Molecular function (GO): protein binding
Source: RefSeq, a predicted model, not a curated record